AUGUCUUGGUUCCGGAAAGAGGCAAAUGUGUACCAGGAUGAUCCAGUGGCUACAAACAAACCAGGGAGGAAAGUGCAGAAGAGGACCCAGGGCCGAUUCUUCCUCCUCGGGAGCUUCCAGACGAACAACUGUUCCCUGAGCAUAAGGGAUGUCAACAUGGCAGACAGUGGGACGUAUGUUUUUCGAAUAGAGAACUAUUUUUCUGAAGGACACACAUACAGAGACAAGAUGCUGUCUCUGAAGGUGACAGGCUUGACCCAGUCACCCACCAUCCACAUCCCAGUAAUCUUGAAGUCUGGCCACCCCGGGAAUCUGACCUGCUCUGUGCCCUGGGCCUGUGAGCAGGGGACACCUCCCAUCUUCUUCUGGAACUUAGCUGCCCUCACCUCCAUGGGCCCUAGGACCUCCACCUCCUCAACGCUCACCCUCUUCCCAAGACCGCAGGACCAUGGCAGCAACCUCACCUGUCAGGUGACCUUCCCUGCAGUUGGUGUGACCAUUAAGAGGACAGUCCAGCUCAAUGUCGUCUAUGCUCCACAGAACAUGGUCAUCAGCAUCUUCCAAGGAAACAACACAGUCCUCAGGAUCGUGGGAAAUGCCUCAUCUCUUACCAUCCUGGAGGGCCAGUCUCUGCGUCUGCAUUGUACUGCUGACAGUAACCCCCCGGCAAGGCUGACCUGGUUCCGGGGAUUCCAAACCCUGAACACCUCCCUCUUCUCCAACCUUGGAUACGUGGAGCUGCCUCAAGUAGGGACUGAAAAAGAAGGAGUGUUCACUUGUCAAGCUGAAAAUGAACUGGGCUCCCAGCAGGUUCUUCUGAAUCUCUCUGUUCACAGGGAUCCAGAACCCAGAUUAUAUUCAGAGGUUCUGGGAGCUGUUGGGGGAGCUGUUGGGGGAGCUGGCAUCAUGACUCUCCUUUGUCUCUGCAUUUUACUUGUCUUCAGGUGA
Chrysochloris asiatica (Cape golden mole) is the source of this 948-nucleotide messenger RNA. It is a transcript of the gene SIGLEC6, whose product is annotated as sialic acid binding Ig-like lectin 6. Gene Ontology annotation, biological process: cell adhesion. The record is from RefSeq and is a predicted model, not a curated record. Gene Ontology annotation, cellular component: plasma membrane. NCBI's taxonomy places the organism in Eukaryota, Metazoa, Chordata, Mammalia, Afrosoricida, Chrysochloridae. Gene Ontology annotation, molecular function: sialic acid binding. Bases 1 to 948 code for a protein of 315 amino acids. The transcript is spliced from 5 exons.